AUGCAAUUAUUGGAACCUAAAUCGGGAGUAAUCCAUAUCGGAAAAAUUGACAUGACAAAUAAGUCACACAUUUACGAUGCCAACAAGUCUGUCAUGACUCGCUCUAAUGAAAGCCAUGGAUUCGAGAUCGCUAGAAAAUUCAGUGCGAAAUUUACGUUUCAUAAGAGUGUAAAUCUCAAAUCAUUUGUGGGGAAACCAAAUCUCAGACUGGAUCGUUUUUGA
Messenger RNA from Brugia pahangi, 222 nucleotides. NCBI's taxonomy places the organism in Eukaryota, Metazoa, Nematoda, Chromadorea, Rhabditida, Onchocercidae. The record is from the annotation of a GenBank genome assembly.